This is a messenger RNA of Nilaparvata lugens (brown planthopper), 6966 nucleotides long. RefSeq names its product phospholipid-transporting ATPase ABCA1. The coding region runs from base 377 to 5356 and encodes 1659 amino acids. The record is from RefSeq and is a predicted model, not a curated record. Lineage: Eukaryota; Metazoa; Arthropoda; Insecta; Hemiptera; Delphacidae. The transcript has 29 exons. Gene Ontology annotation, molecular function: ATP hydrolysis activity; lipid carrier activity; ATP binding. Gene Ontology annotation, biological process: transmembrane transport; lipid transport. Gene Ontology annotation, cellular component: intracellular membrane-bounded organelle; membrane.
UGGCAUGGCAUGCGAUCUGCGAUGAUAGAUCAUCAUUCUUUUUGUGUUGUGGUGUAGAUCGUGUAAACGAAAUUUGCUAUGGACUAGGCUACGGCAAAAAAUAAAAUUUGGAAUUUCUGUCAUUAUUCUGUGAGCUAUCUAUUGUGUAUGAUAAUAAUUAUCAUCUUUAUAUCUAUCUCAGAGUUUAAGAAACAACUUGCUAGUAUCGUUAACCAUUCUCUAUAUAAUUCAAACAAAAAUUGUCAAUGUUUUGAAAUUGAAAUUCAUUUGUAAAAAAAUGAGAAUUAUCAAUUCAAUGGAGUGUCAUAAGUUUUGCCAAUAGGCUAAUAAGGAAUCUAGGUUGUGAUAAUCUCAGUUGCUCCGUUGUUCGUCCACGAUGACUUUGUCUCACCAGCUUCAAGCCAUCUGGUGGAGAAAUUUUAUUUUGAAGAAAAGAGGAUGGUUUACUUCCAUCUGCGAUCUUUCUAUUCCCUUGAUCAGUCUUUGCCUAUUAUUCUAUUUAUAUUUCAAGGGUGUCAUAGGCAAAGAGCCCGGUGUAGUUCCGGAAAUUGUAUUCCCUAGAGAGGUAUUUCAUGAAGACUGUCUUCACUAUCAAGGAUAUUCUAACGUUAAUCUGCUAUACACCAAUCAAAAUGAUCCAAAAGUCAAGGGAAUCAUGGAAUACAUCAACAGAACUAAUUCUAUCGAUGGUCUUUUCGCUUAUUUCAAAUCAAUUGGAUUCGACAGUGAACAUGAUAUGGAAAAUUGGGUACUUGCAAAUGUAAAUGAAAGCGACUAUAGACAAAUAGCGUAUGGAAUUGUAUUCAACAAAGUGGAUGAAAAGGAAUUUUCAUAUAAAUUGAGAUCUUCUUUACCGGACGAUUAUCCUAGUUUCAGAUCAGAGGAUGCAGGUCCAGAUUUCUACACCGAAAAAUGUUUCCUGGAUUUGCAGAAAGGUCUUAGUGAAGGAUUCUUAAAAGUUCAAGGAAAAACAAUUCCUAAUAAUAUUGACUUAGGCAUUCAAAGGUUCCCGGUUCCUCAAUAUUUGAAACCAGGUGCACUGUGGGAAUUGCUGGAAACAGUGUUGACGUACAUAAUGUUCAUGUCAUUUAUGAUCACUACAAAUCUCCCAGUCCCAAAAAUUGUUUCAGAAAAAGAAACUGGAGCCAAGGAGCUGAUGCGACUGAUGGGGAUACGGCGUGAGGUCCUGUGGGGAGGCUGGCUGAUGAACAUGCUCACGUUCGGCCUGGUCAAUGUCACCUACACCAGCGUUCUACUCAAAGUGCAGAUCAAAGAAGACUUCUCUGCUCUCCUCCCAAAGACAAACAUCAUUCUUCUCUGGAUUGUUCUUGUGCUAUUCCUUGUAACAAUGAGCUUGUAUGCUUUGUUCUUCUGCUGUUUGUUCAAGAAACCUCUAUUGGCGAAUUUUGUCGUAACGCUGGCACAUUUGUGUCCGUUCUAUGCCUUGGCUGGGCCAAAGUUAUUGGAUGACAAAGGAAAGUUGUUGAAUAUCUUGGCAUGUAUAGUGUUUCCACAAUUCAACUGGAGUAGAACUGCAAAUCUGAUUGUUAGCUUCGAAAAACAAUAUGAUGGUAUAAGCUUUUUCAAUCUUUUCAAAGAGUGUGAUCAGGCUGCGGCCAGAAUUGAAAUGAUUUGGCUCUUACUGAGUUACUUGCUGAGUUGUGUCUUGUACUCCAUCUUGAUUUGGUAUUUCGAUAGUAUAAUGCCCGGCGAGUAUGGUAUUGCCAGACCUCUCUACUUCCCAUUCCAGAUGUGCUCUCGAAAGAAGAAUAAUGUUAUAAAGGAAGAUACGGAUUUGAACGAGACUUUCUUUGAGAAAACGGGUCCCAACACCAAAGUGGGCUUGUCAGUGCGUAAUUUGAUGAAGGUGUUCAAGGGCGAUGUGUACGCUGUGAAUGGAGUCAACUUGGAUGUCUAUGACGGACAAAUUAUGGCUCUGCUGGGUCAUAAUGGCGCUGGAAAAACUACAACCAUGUCAAUGAUCACAGGUAUGUAUUCUCCAAGCUCUGGAAAAAUCAUCGCAUCUGAUAAUGGUUCGACUUAUAAUAUUUUCGAUAAUAUGGAUAAGUUCAGGAAAAGUCUUGGAUUGUGUCCUCAACAUAAUUUAGUAAUCCCCUACUUGACAGUUUUGGAGCAUUUAACCUUCUUUGGCAUGUUGAAGGGAUUGGAUAAGAGACGAGCUGAAAGUGAUGGUCUGAAUUGGCUUCGUAGAUUCAACAUCCUUGAUAAGAAAAACAACUUUCCACCAAAAUUAUCUGGAGGAAUGAAGAGGAAAUUGUGUCUUGCAAUUUCACUGGUUGGAGACCCCAAGAUACUGAUAUUGGAUGAGCCAACAUCUGGCCUGGACCCUGAAUCAAGACGAGAAUUGUGGGAUAGUUUACUGGAGCUACGUCAAAAUCACACGAUCAUCAUAACCACCCAUUUCAUGGAAGAAGCUGACGCUCUUGGAGACCGAAUAGCUAUUAUGGAUCAUGGCAAAAUAAUAUGCUGCGGUAGUCCAAUGUUUCUCAAGAAAUUAUAUGGUACGGGAUACAACCUACAAUUGCUUACCAUUCCAAGUGCAAAUAGGGACGCUAUUACACAAAUGAUCAGGAGUGUUAUACCAAACGGUUCAUUGAAGACAAGCCAACAAGGUCAACUAACCUAUUCCUUGCCAAUUGAAGAAUCGAAGAAAUUUGCCGAGCUUUUUGAGAGCCUUGAACAAAGCAAAACAUCUUUCGGUAUCACGAGUAUUGGAAUUUCGCUAACAACUAUGGAGGAAGUAUUUCUGAGAGCUGGCGUCGACACUUCUCAGCUUGUUCAAAAUGAUGGCAUGGAUGAGCCUGACGGCAAUCGUGGAUCGAAUGGCAAUUCAAUGAGAAGAAGCUCAAGCACGGAAUCAAAAACGAAUAGAAGGAACCCAGAAAACGGAACAGGUUCACGCCUGAUCCAUAAACACUCGCUAGAUAAUGUUCUAUCACAGAAAAAACUGAGUGGUCUGCCAUUGAUUGAACAGCAUUUUGCAUUAAUUUUCAAGAAGAAGUUCCUUUGCUACUGUCGAUCACUUUUCAGCAACUUGAUUUACCUAAUCAUCGCUCUGGCAUGUAUAUGUGUUGUUGGAUGGACAAUUAGAGGUACCAAAAUGUCUGUCUCCACAAGAUUGAUAAAUUUGGAUCUGAAUGACAUGUACAGUCACACGAAAGUUGUGAUAACGUAUAAGGAGACGGGCGAAAAGUAUGCCGAACUCUAUAACAACUUGGUACCUCAUGGAAUGGAAAGACUCUACAUCGAUGAGAGUACAUCAAAGACUGACAUGAAUCAGACACUGCUUGACAUAGGCCGAGGAAAUAUAGAAGCCUACAAAAAAGAUUACGUGAUUGCAUCGAGUUGGGAUUCAAAAUCAGCAACAGCGCUGUACUCAGGUUUCAGCUACCACGGCUCAGCCAUCUCAGUGAACAUGCUGCUGAAUGCUAUCAUCAAGUCAACCGGACUGGAGACCACGCUCUCCGCUUCCUAUCAGGCUCUUCCUCUCAAACAGUCUCAGAAGGAUUCGCUCUGUGAUCCCAUGCAGAAAAUGUCAUUGUCGAUGUCAUUUUUAAUAUUCAUACCAUUCGGACUGCUAUUCUUCCUGGGAAAUAUGGCCUUGUUUCCAUUACAAGAGCGAUUGAAUGAUGCAAAACAACUUCAGCUGAUGACCGGCCUAUCUCCGAUCACUUAUUGGCUGGCAAUAUUCAUCUGGGAUCUGCUAAUGUAUGCUAUCCUGAUGGCAUUAGCUGUUGGUGUGUUAGCAAUAUUUGAUUACCCAAUUGGCUUUGUGAUAGCUUACCCGUCUCUGCCGGUUUUCGUGUUACUGCUUUCUCUGUUUGGACUCAGCGGAAUUGUGUAUGCAUACUUUUUCACGUUCUUAAUGAGUUCCAGUGCAGCUGUGUCUCGUUUCGUUACCGUCAAUGUUUUCCUUGCUUUUGCUCUGCCUCUGAUUGCUGUUAUACUCAGUCUUAUCCCUGGAAUCGUCAACGAAUUUUUAACGGAUGCAUUUUUGUACGCUAUCCGGCUGAUACCACCAUGUUGCCUGGGAAUUGCCAUGGUCAAAUUCGCCAUUCUCAGCUCCGAUCAUUUGUCUUGCUUGCACUGCAACCCAAUGGGCCAAUGUACAGAGGAACUGAACUAUUUUGGAUGGGAUGAGAAACAUCUAUCAUACGAAAUCUUGUUCCUCGGAAUCAGUUUCUUCAUCUACGUGUUCUUCAUUGCGUUGGUAGAGAGCCAAUUAUGGGAAAUGAUCUACGAGUAUAUCACUGGACUAAUUUACAGCACGAAAAUGGAUGUAAGAUCAUUGGAUGACGACGAUGCUGAUGUAAAAGACGAAAGAGAUAAGGUUGACGCUGGCAGGAAUGGUACAGGAGCACCGACGCACCGUGUGAUGGUGGUGGACGGUUUGGCCAAGCGGUUCGGGCGGUUCCAAGCGGUGCGGGGGGUGAGCUUCCAGGUUGGGUCGGGCGAGUGCUUCGGCCUGCUCGGAGUCAAUGGAGCCGGCAAGACCACCACUUUCAAGAUGCUCACUGGCGCCCUCCUCCCCACUGCCGGCACUGCACAAAUCACCAACUACAGUCUGCAAAAUGAUCGAUCCAAGUACUUGUCGCAAAUAGGAUACUGCCCUCAGUUUGAUGGAAUCAAUGGUCUGAUCACCGCCAGAGAAACACUGGUCCUGAUUGGUCAGCUCAGAGGAAUGCCAAAGCGAGUUGCUGAAAAACAAGCUGCCUAUUGGAUCGAUCUUCUAGGUUUGACGGAGUACGCAGACAGACAGUGCUGCAACUACUCUGGCGGCAACAAGCGGAAGCUGAGUGUGGGCAUGGCUCUGAUGGCCGACCCAGUGCUGCUCUUCCUCGAUGAGCCAACCAGCGGCGUCGACCCCGUUGCUCGCAGGAAGCUCUGGCUGGUGCUCGCCAAAAUACAAAAGGCCGGGCAAUCUGUGCUGCUCACAUCUCACAGCAUGGACGAGUGUGAAGCUCUUUGUAACAGACUGACCAUUAUGGUGGGAGGCCAAAUGAAGUGUAUUGGAAACAUUCAGUAUUUGAAACAGCGCUUUGCACAAGGCUUUACAGCCAUUUUAAAAAUUCAACAAAUGUAUGGACAACAUCAGCUGGAACGUGAGUCAACACUCAAACAAGAAUUCUCCAGGAGGUUUGGCUCCUGUGAAAUAAUCAGCGAAACAAUUGGUACUCUUCAAUAUCACAUUAAGAACACCGACAUUCCGUGGUCUCAGCUUUUCAAAACAAUGGAUGAUUUGAAGAACCAGUUUGAUAUUGUUGAGGACUACACGAUCAGUGAGACAACUCUCGAGCAGGUGUUUAUUUCGUUUGCCAAAGAAGACAGGAGAUGAAGUGUCUCGUUGGUUUCGGUAUGCUCUAAAUGUCCACCCACUUUUCCAAUCAAUAAGUGAAAGGUCAACGGUGACGACACUCUCUUAUUAACAUUCAUGUUGAAGCACUGCACUUGAGUUCUAAACAAAUUAAUAGAAAUGUUAUGUAUGAUUAACGGUACUUGAUUUUUGAAUUUAUACUUUAUUAUACUGGAUUGAAUGAUUAUUUUCAUUGUUGCAAAAUUGUAUGUAAAUUGACGUGUAGAUUGAAAUUCAAUGGCUGCUGUAUUGGUCUUUGAAUUAUUGUUAUUUUGCAGCUCAUUCCAUGUAGAUAAUUUGAAAUGCUAUCAAUUUUAUUUUAGUAAUCUUUCAGAGAGUAAUAAAUAAUUGAAAGUUGAAAGUCAUCUUUUUGAAAAAUUGAUAUUGGCCAAUAUGAUAACUUGAUUAUCAACACAGCGUGGAAGUGUUUCCUUGUCUUACAUCUGUGUGACUAUUAUCUUCAAAGGAAAAUAUUUUUUCUGAUAUCAAUUCUCAUGAAUACUUUCUUAUUUGAAUCCUAAUAUGAGCCAUAAUAAUCCUAAUAAUUCAUCUUGAUCACAAAACAUAUAAGGGAUUGGAACAACAUUGACAGUGACUCAGUCGAAUUUUUAUAAGGGAUUAGAUAAAAAGUUAACCGAUCACGUUAAUUCAAUAUUAUUAGAUAUAUAUAAUCAAAUAAUUUGAAUUUUAUUAUUAUAUAUGAUUUAUAACUAUUGUACUUAUUUUUAUUUUCACAUAAUGUGAUAUUAUUAUACUUAUGUAUGUCAUAUAUUCAUUAUAUCCUUAUGGUGUGAUUGAUUUUUCACGGUAUAUUCUUAUAUUUUAUUAGUGUUUUUAUAAGGAAAUUGUUUAAAAUUUUCGAACUAUAUUUAAUUUUUCAAUUCAGUGAUAUUCAACUACCAAAGAAUGAUAUCCAAGACCAUUUAAUUUUGAAUGAAAAAGAUUUUUAUUUAAUUUAAUUUAUUGUGAAUGUAAGCUAAUCACAUGUGACAGGUAAUUAUAUUCGUUUAUAUUCUAUUGAUGAUGCAAGAAACUUCACUCAUAUUUUCUCCUAUGAGAAUAAUUUGGGAAAAAUACUGUUUACUAUAGAAAUGACAAUUUAUAAUUUAUCAAAAUUAUUGGUGAAUUAAUUAUUUGGAAUAUUUAAUAGAAAUACAGUAAUUUAGAUAGACAUUUGGUAUUUUUAUUGAUUGAAUUGAAAUGCAGCUUCUAAAUGUACUCUACUAUUGAAGCUGCUAAUCGGCUACUAAUUUGAAUAAUAAUUAUUAUUUAGAGCUGCCAAGAAUGUGGUGACCACCGUUAAAAGUAAAAAAAUGCUACUGUCCAAUCUCAGCUGCUACCUAUAGGAUUGAGAGAAUGAUUGAAAGUCUGCAAUUUAAAAAAUAUUUAAUCUGUAUUUUUUAUGUCUCAUUGAUACAUAUUAAAAACUAUUUAAAACAGCUAGAUAUUUUAAUAUUAAUGUUGAACUAUUUGAUGUAAUAUGUUGUAUUUAAAGCUUGAAUAAUUUUAUAUAAUUAAAUAAUAGCACCAUAUGUUUAAUUUUGAGUUAACAAUGUAGCGAGUUUAAUUAACAAUAAAGCAUUAACAUUGUU